Nothoprocta perdicaria is the source of this 3304-nucleotide messenger RNA. RefSeq names its product anti-Mullerian hormone (gene AMH). The transcript has 5 exons. Lineage: Eukaryota; Metazoa; Chordata; Aves; Tinamiformes; Tinamidae. Gene Ontology annotation, biological process: Mullerian duct regression; gonad development. Bases 172 to 2151 code for a protein of 659 amino acids. Gene Ontology annotation, molecular function: growth factor activity. The record is from RefSeq and is a predicted model, not a curated record.
GCGUCCCUCCCUCCUUUAUAGCCUGACGCUUUCUCCAGGGAGGUGUGUUGUGUGUUGUCAACUCAAGGCCACUGCCCUUUGAAAAGGGAGAUGCCGUCCUGCCCUCCCGCACAGCUGCCUCGGGAGAUGCGCCCGGGCAACUCGGGAGCUGRGAGAAGCUGAGGGGGGAACAUGAAGGCAGCUCUCGGGGUGCUCCUGCAGUGCCUGCUGCUGCUGCUCCCGGCCGGGGCGCUGCCGAGGAGAGGGAGCGCCGGGGACUGGCUCUCCCCCGCGGAGGAUCUGGAGGCGCCUCCUUCGACGGAGCUGGGGCUCGAAGAAGAGCAGAGCAGGAGAGGAAACACGAGCGUGGCCGGGAGAGCGAGAGGCGGCUCGGCGGCCACAUCCAGGGUGCCCGGUGCUGCCCGCCUCGCGGCCAGGCCUGACCCAGCAGCGAGGUGCCUCCAGGUGCUCCCCGAGGACGGGGGCGCGAGCCGGCCUCCCUCCAGCCUCCGCCCCUGGCUGCUGGGCGGGCUGGAAGGGCCGGUGUGCCGGGUGACGGUGGAGCAGGACGGGCUGUCCCCGCGGCCCCUGGAGGUCGUGGGUGUUCUCACCCGCUACGAGAGCCGCUUCAUCAAGCUCCUGCGAGGCGCCGGCUGGGACGAGGGCAGCCUGGAGACCUUCGGGCUGUGCCCGCCGGGGGACGCGCACGCUGCCCUGCGCCCCCUGAGGCACAUCCACGCGCACGUGGCCGAGCCGCGCGAGGACCGGCUCCUGGUGCUGCACCUGGAGGAAGCGACGUGGGCGGCCCAGGCCCUGCUGCGCUUCCAGCUGCGGCUGGCGGCGGCCGCGGGCCGCGCGCUGGGGCCGCUGCGCUCUGCCCUGCUGCUCUUCUACGUGGGCGGCCGCGCGGCGCCCGCCCAGCUGCAGGCGAGCGGCCGGGGGCUCCCCCGCGAGCAGAGCCUCUGCCUCUCCGGGGACACCCGCUACUUGGUCCUCGGCGCGUCGGCAGCYGCCGUGAACCGCACGGACGAGCAGCUCAGCUUCGAGGUUUCCUUGGCCCUCCGGCAUCGCGGGGACGCAGGCACCCCCCUGCCCUCCGCGGAGACCCAGCAGCUCCUUUUCGGCUCCGAUGACAAGUGCUUCACCAGGAUGACGCCCGUGCUGCUCCUGCUGGCCAAGGCACCGAGGGAAGAGGAUUCCUUGGCCGCUUCUUCCUACCUCUCUGCGGCCGGCGCGGUGGAAGUGGCUCCGUACCCCGAGCUCAGCCCGCCCCAGCCUGGCACUCAGGAGCUGCCGCCGUCCACGCCGCCCAGCUGGCUCAACGCGUCGGCGCCCGCGCCCGGCGGCAGCAGCCGGUUCCUGGACAUCCUGACCAGGUUCCUGCGCCAGGUCCUGAGCCCUUCCAGCGAGCCGCCCACGCCGCCCAGCUCCCACCACUGGCUGGACUUCCAGGUGAUGGAGACCCUCCCUCACCAGCUGCUCAACCUGUCGGAGGGCGCGGCGCUGGAGCGACUGGUGCAGUCGGAGGAGCCCUCGGUGCUGCUCUUCCCGCAGGACAGCAGCGCGCAGCUGGAGCGGCAGCUGGGCGCCUGGCAGCCCGAGGGCACCGUGCUGCAGCUGCUCACAGGCAAGCUGCACGCCGUCAUCCAAGAGCUGCAGGACAUGCCCUCUUUCCAAGCCAACACGGGGCUUUUCCAGCAUCUCCUGAGCUUCUGCUACUAUGCGCCAGGGCCGCGGGAGGGCGAGCAGCCGCCCGGCUCCGGGAAGCUGCACACGCUGCUGCUGCUCAAGGCCUUGCAGACGGUGCGAGCCCACUGGCAGGAGCGGAGGAAGGUCCUGCGGCAGAACCGCAGCGCCCGCCACCAGGCCCACUGCCGCCUGCAGGAGCUCACCAUCGACCUGCACGACCGCAAGUUCAUCGUCAUGCCCACGGUGUACGCAGCCAACAACUGCGAGGGCCCCUGCCGCCUGCCCCUCUCCACGCGUGUGCCCGGCUACUCCUCGCACACGGUGCUGCUGCUGGGCAUGCAGGAGCGGGGCUCGCCGCUGCGGCGCGCUCCCUGCUGCGUGCCCACCCGCUACUCCGACCAGCUCAUCAUCAGUGUCUCCAGCGAGGGCCUGGAGGUCCGCAAGUUYCCCAACAUGGUUGCAGAGGAGUGUGGCUGUCGGUAGAGGCUCCCGGCCGCGUCGCGGCUCUCACCGGCCCCCGCCUGCCGCAGCCCCGGGCUUUGGCUUUCRUGUUGCUCUGGUUCUGGGUUUGUUUUCAGCCUUGCUGCUCCUUGCAGAGCUGCUUUGCAGCCUGCUCUUUCCGCACGCGCUUCCGAGAGGCUGGUGCACAAGGAGGCCCAGGCUGCUGCCUGCUUUGGACCGGGGAGGUGCAGGACCGUCGCAGGCAGGGCAAGGCCUGGCUGAUGCAGUGACGACCACGGCCACUUCUCCGCUGCCUUCUGCUGCUGCUCCCUGUGGAGGGCACUCGCUGCUUCCUCGACCACCCCUUCGCUUGCGGGUGCUUUGGCUGUGUCCGAGUCCAGCCYGGGGCCUGUCCCGAAGCCCGUGCUGUCCCGCCUGCUCCCGCUGCUCUGAGGAGCAGGACAGGCGGCACCAUCCCCCCCGGGGCACAGAGAGAGCCCGGCGCAGCCCUGCGGCUGCCGCUCGCACCAGGACCAGGACACGAGCUGCGCUCGCCCCUGCCCUUGUUGGCAGCGUCCGCCACCGCCCCACGCCGCGUGGCUGCCAGGGCCCCGUCCUGCACCCGUUGUCAGCCCCGAGGAGCCCCCGGGGGCUGCACCCCGAUCUUCCCCCCAGCCCAGCGAGCGUCCUGGGCCGCGGCCACCCUGCUCGGCCGCUGCGCACGCGGCUCCCCUCUUCCCACUGGAUGCAGCGACAGGAACCGAAGGAGAGACAGUCCCUCCAGUCAGACAGAAUCCCCUGCUGUCGCGUCUGCCUCAGCCCCGGUGCGUCCUGCCAGGCGCCAGCAGUGCCCGCGGGCUCCUCGCGUGCUGCCCCACGCGCAGGGGCCAUCCUGGCCRUGGGGCCGAUGCAGCGGCGCAGCCUCCCAGCGCCUGAGCUUCAGGGCAGCUCCCGUGCAAACACACAGCUAGAGCCAGGACCACCUCUCUUCCCUUUUUUUAAAACAUUCGGUUUAAUACAUUAUUAAAAAUGAAAACAGUUUGUUUUAACCUCUAUCAAUGUAGUAAAUACUGCAAUCUGCCGCGGGUUGGGGCUGUCGACAUCUCCUGUGGUUACUAGAGCGCUGCACGAUGUCGCACUUCGGGUUUGUUCCUAAAAGCUGCUCGGGAAAGGCAAGUCCCCGGGGGCCUGGGCA